UCCUCAGGGGAGGGCGAAGAGAAGAGAAACCAGUAGAAGGAACCCUAGUGCAGCAAUUAGAGCUCCUUUCUCUUCUCUUUCUUCUUCUUCUCGUCCAAUCGCUACCGGGAUGGGUUCAAUUGCGCUCCCGGAGGAGACCAUUUUCCGAUCCAAGUUGCCGGAUAUCGAGAUCACCAACGACAUUCCCCUACACACCUACUGUUUCGAGCGGCUGGCCGAGUUCGCCGGUCGCCCCUGCGUCAUCGACGGUGCCACCGGCACCGUGCUCACCUACGCCGAGGUCGACGCCGCCGCACGCGGCUUCGCCGCCGGUCUGUUCAGUGUCGGCAUCGGGCGGGGCGACGUGUUCAUGAUCCUCCUCCGCAACUCCCCCGAGUUCGUUAUCGCCUUCCUCGCCGCCUCCUACCGGGGGGCCGUCGCCACCACCGCCAAUCCCUUUUACACCACCGGCGAGAUCCACAAGCAGGCGGCCGGCUCCGGCGCCCGCCUCAUCAUCACCGAGUCGUGCUACGUGGACAAGAUCCGGGAGUUCGCCGGGGAGCGCGACAUCACCAUCGUCACCGUGGGCGACGGCCCCGCCCCCGACGGCUGCCGCCUCUUCGCCGACCUCAUGGGGACGGACGCGGGCGCGCUGUCGGCGGCGGAGUUCGACCCGGACGACGUGGUCGCGCUGCCCUACUCGUCGGGCACCACCGGGCUGCCCAAGGGCGUGAUGCUGACGCACCGGAGCCUGAUCACGAGCGUGGCCCAGCAGGUGGACGGCGACAACCCCAAUCUCUACCUCCACCAGGACGACGUGCUGCUCUGCGUGCUGCCGCUCUUCCACAUCUACUCCCUCAACUCGGUGCUUCUCUGCGGGCUGCGCGUCGGCGCUGCCAUCCUGAUCAUGCGGCGCUUCGAGGUCGGACCGCUGCUGGAACUGGUGCAGCGCCACAGGGUGACCAUCGCGCCCUUCGUGCCGCCCAUCGUGCUGGAGUUCGUGAAGAGCCCGCUCGUCGAUGGCUACGACCUGUCGUCGAUUCGGAUGGUCAUGUCCGGGGCGGCGCCCAUGGGGAAGGAGCUCGAGGACAAGUUCAUGACCAAACUUCCCAAUGCCCAGCUGGGCCAGGGGUACGGGAUGACGGAGGCGGGGCCGGUGCUUUCGAUGUGCCUGGCGUUCGCGAAGGAGCCGUUCGAGGUGAAGUCGGGCGCGUGCGGCACCGUGGUGAGGAACGCGGAGAUGAAGAUCGUGGACCCCGCGACCGGCGCGUCCUUAGGCAGCAACCAGCGGGGCGAGAUCUGCAUCCGAGGAGCCCAAAUCAUGAAAGGUUAUAUCAAUGAUCCAGAGGCGACAAGGAACACCAUAGACAAGGAUGGUUGGCUGCACACAGGAGACAUCGGGUAUGUGGACGACGACGAUGAGGUCUUCAUCGUCGACAGGCUCAAGGAGAUCAUCAAGUACAAAGGUUUCCAGGUAGCCCCAGCUGAGCUUGAAGCUCUACUGAUCACCCACCCUAACAUCGCUGAUGCCGCUGUUGUCCCGAUGAAGGAUGAAGCAGCUGGGGAAGUGCCCGUUGCGUUUGUCGUGAGGUCGAAUGGCUCGAAGAUUUCUGAGGAUGAGAUCAAGCAAUACAUAUCAAAACAGGUGGUUUUCUACAAGAGAAUCAACAAGGUAUUCUUCACGGAAACCAUUCCGAAGGCACCAUCCGGCAAAAUCUUGAGGAAGGAUCUAAGAGCAAAGCUAGCCGCCCAAUUUCCCAUCGGCCCAUUUCCAUGAUCGUCAUCGGACCGUCCAUUAUACCAUAGUCCACAGAGUAAUCGAUAUCGUUAUAAAGUUCCUUCUCCUUGUGCUCUCAUGUGAGGACAAGAGGUCAGUGUAAUAUUAUUAUUAGUUGUUGUUCAUGAAAUAUAUGCUCCAAGUGAAACACCUACGAAUUCUUUUAGACAUGGUUUCAUGUUGUUCACUAGAUAGGUCCUGUCCGUCUUCUCAUCCAGCUAUAAAUUACAUUUUAUUUGUUUUAAAUUUGUGACUAUGAGUUUGUAUGUUGAUAUCGAUAAGAGAUGUCUUUCUUAAAUGCAAAGGUCAAUACAAGUUGUGUUUAUAGU
Messenger RNA from Musa acuminata subsp. malaccensis (wild Malaysian banana), 2085 nucleotides. Its product is annotated as 4-coumarate--CoA ligase 1. Lineage: Eukaryota; Viridiplantae; Streptophyta; Magnoliopsida; Zingiberales; Musaceae. The record is from RefSeq and is a predicted model, not a curated record. Gene Ontology annotation, molecular function: CoA-ligase activity.